AUGUCGACAUCAGCUAGUUCUAAUAAUGUGACGAAUAACAAACUAGUGUUUGAUGGUGUUAUUCCCAUUGAUGAUCUCGAUAUAUCGUAUUCGUUAUCAAGCGGUCCAGGAGGCCAGAACCUUAAUAAAAGGCAUUCCAAGGUUCAAAUAAAAUUUCAUAUCGCUUCCGCGAAAUGGAUACCAGAGGAGUUGAAACCCUACUUAUUUGAAAAGGAAUCGCAUCGCAUUACGAAAGAUGGUUUUUUCAUUAUUCAGUCUGACAAAACCCGAGUACAGCUUCUUAACCAAGCCGACUGCCUUGAACGCAUCCGUCGAAUGAUUCGCGAUCGACUUUCUGAAAUAAACAAACCAGAAACUCCAUUAGAAACACUUAAAAAAUUUCAUCAAUGUCGGAUUCGUGAAAAUGAAAAACGUUUGGUUCUAAAGCGCACGACCUCCAUGACAAAGGCCUAUCGGCAGAAACCUUCUCAAUGGGACCUGUAA
Rodentolepis nana is the source of this 483-nucleotide messenger RNA. The record is from the annotation of a GenBank genome assembly. Lineage: Eukaryota; Metazoa; Platyhelminthes; Cestoda; Cyclophyllidea; Hymenolepididae.